ACAUCACUCUCCAAAUAUUAGUAAUGGCUCGUUUUGCAAUAUUUAUGUUUUUGAUUGCUUUGGUUAUUAUGUUAGUUUGUGUUGCACCAUGUUUUGAAGCAAGAAAACAAUUGAACACCAUGGAUAAGAAGAAGGUCACUAACCUGGCUUCUUCGGCCCCAUGCAAACGAGGUCACGUCAUAUUAGUAAAUACGAAAAAACUAUAUGUUGGUGGCCAUGUUGAUCGCAAUUUGGCGGUCCCUAGUCCUGGAAAUGGUAAUUUUGAUCAUAGUAUGCAAUCAGUUCCAAGUCCUGGAACUGGAAAUUUUGAUCAUAGUAUGGAAUCAGUUCCAAGUCCUGGAACUGGAAAUUUUGAUCAUAGUAUGCAAUCAGUUCCAAGUCCUGGAACUGGAAAUUUUGAUCACAAUAUGAAAUCAGUCCCCAGUCCUGGAAUUGGAAAUUUUGAUCACAAUAUGCAAUCAGUUCCAAGUCCUGGAAUUGGAAACUUUGAUCACAAUAUGCAAUCAGUCCCCAGUCCUGGAAUAGGUAAUUUUGAUCGCCCUAGUCUUGGAAUCAGCCAUGUUCAUCGCAAUUUGAAAUCAGUAUCGAGUAUUGGAAUUGUUAAGUCUGAAAGUCAUUCAGGCCCUAGUCCUGGAGAAGGCCAUGUUUAUCGCAAUUUGAAGUUAGUCCCAACUCCUGCUAUUGGCAAUGUUCAUCAUAAUUUGAAAUCAGUCUCAAGUAUUGAAAUUGUUAAGUCUGAAAGUCAUUCAGGCCCUAGUCCUGGAGAAGGCCAUGUUUAUCGCAAUUUGAAGUCAGUAUCAACUUCUGCUAUUGGCAAUGUUCAUCGCAAUUUGAAAUCAGUCUCAAGUAUUGAAAUUGUUAACUCUGAAAGCCAUUUAGGCCCUAGUCCUGGAGAAGGCCAUGUUUAUCGUAACUUGAAGUCAUUGUAAAUGGCAACUUCUAUUUAGUAGUAGGAUGCAAUAUAUUAA
This is a messenger RNA of Solanum stenotomum, 968 nucleotides long. Its product is annotated as flocculation protein FLO11-like. The coding region runs from base 24 to 929 and encodes 301 amino acids. The record is from RefSeq and is a predicted model, not a curated record. The transcript has a single exon. Gene Ontology annotation, biological process: response to osmotic stress; cellular response to nitrogen starvation. NCBI's taxonomy places the organism in Eukaryota, Viridiplantae, Streptophyta, Magnoliopsida, Solanales, Solanaceae.